AUGCCCAGCUUCACGCCCGACGAGAUGCGCCAGCUCUGGCGAUACUCCUUGGAGCAAGACUUCCGCCCUCUCUCCGCCCCCGCUCCCGAGGGGUUCCUCCCCACCACCCUGAAGCCAAUCGGAACGGAAAGCACCUUCCAUCCCUUCUCCCCCUCCUCUCCUCCCGAGUCCAUCCUCCGCGCUGUGCCCAGUAUUGACGACUCCGGAUCCCGCCUCGCACUCCCGAAUGGUCCAGAUAUCCACGUAUUCGACUUGUCUCCCUGGACGGGCACGCCCAUUCGCGUUCUUCAGGGACAUACAGAGGCGGUCACGGUGGUGCAGUUUAUCCCUGGGAGUAGAACACGGCUUAUCUCCUCCUCGAGCGGGUAUACUGUCGGACGAUGGAGCGGAAACGGAGUAGAGAAAGGACCGGAGAUCAUCCUCUGGGAUCUGGAUGCGGCGCUUCCGGGCUCGGAGCAGCGGGAGAGGGCGACAGAGGCGACUCUGGAUAUGGCUACGGAGGCAGCUAUAGCUACUGCUCUCGACAGCUUAUCUUCGGCUUCGUAUACUACCGGAGCUUCUCAGUGGGGUCCCCCUCGUCACCCCGUACCCGGUCUCCCUAUCUCUACGGAACACCGGUACGCCCUCCCUCCGGCCCAGCUCGCAAGCCUGCGCUCGAGCAUCCGGACCGCCCUUUCUCAAGCGGAGCGGACCACUCUCGUCCUGGACCAGAACAAGCUGAAUGGGCGGCUCAUCACGUCGUGCCAAUCCCAUAUCUUCAGCCACGACGGCAAGAAGCUCGUCUACCUCCCGGGACCGGCACCCCAGAGCAACAAGGACGCGCCGUGGGAUAUCUGCCUUCGGAACUUCGCGUCUGACGCCAAUGCACCCAAGACGCUCACGCUCCAAGGGCACCGGGACGCGGUCGUAUGGCUGGGCUUCUCGCCGGACGAUACCCUCCUCGCGUCGGUGUCAUGGGACGGCACCGUGCGGAUCUGGGACGUCUCCACUGGCGCGCAAAAGCAGGUCUGGCAGACGGGCCAUCAGAACUGGGCGGGCCAUUGGGCGGCGGACGGGCAGUCGUUCCUCGCUACCCGGGGUAACGGGAUGGUGUUCCUGUGGGACGUACAGACGGGAGAUGAGGUCUGGCGAUACAAUGCGGGGCAAGGGGAAUGGUGUCGCGCCCUCUCGUGGAGUGUGCCUGCUCCCGGAUCUCCAGAGGGAAUCAUUGCGGUCGGCGGGAAUGAGCUGGGAAGGGUCUUGCUGCUUUCCCCCGACAGGCCGCCGGAUGGGGUCAAGAGGGAGGCGAUACAGGAGCGAAAGCUCAGUACGUCGCGGGUGGAGGGGUCGGUGGAGACGAAGCGGAUGGCGGGGAAGUUCUUGGGCGUCAAUCUUGUCAAGUUCCUCCCUUCUUCUCCUGGCGAGCUGGGGACAGGCUUGAGGUUGGCGCACGGGACGGACUUUGAGAAGGGGAUGGAGGUGGUGGAUUUGGUACAAGGGAGAAAGUGGAGGUUUGGAUUUGAGGACGACGGGAUGCGGGAAGAGGCGGGCAGGGGAGUCGAUAAGGCUCGGUAUCACUGGAAGUAUCUAGAGAGGACGGGACAGGUGUUGCGCGUUAGUGCAGACGGUAUUAGGUACUUUGAUCUGGAUUAG
Dioszegia hungarica is the source of this 1632-nucleotide messenger RNA. RefSeq names its product quinon protein alcohol dehydrogenase-like superfamily. The record is from RefSeq and is a predicted model, not a curated record. Gene Ontology annotation, molecular function: protein binding. Gene Ontology annotation, cellular component: nucleolus. Gene Ontology annotation, biological process: ribosomal large subunit assembly. The transcript has a single exon. Lineage: Eukaryota; Fungi; Basidiomycota; Tremellomycetes; Tremellales; Bulleribasidiaceae. Bases 1 to 1632 code for a protein of 543 amino acids.